Molecule: messenger RNA, 1012 nt
Organism: Arachis duranensis
Lineage: Eukaryota; Viridiplantae; Streptophyta; Magnoliopsida; Fabales; Fabaceae
Product: F-box protein PP2-B15
Exons: 3
Coding region: 69-884 (271 amino acids)
Molecular function (GO): protein binding
Source: RefSeq, a predicted model, not a curated record
AUACCCUUUCGUGUUCCACUAAAAAUACCAAUAUUAAUAUCAGUUGUUACUAUUUCUGAAACCCUGGUAUGGGAAUGUCUUUAACAAACUUCGAUUCUUUGCCUGAGGAAUGUGUCUCUACAAUCCUGUCCUUCACUUCUCCACCUGACGCAUGUAGAUUCUCAAUGGUAUCCACAUCCCUUCGCUCUGCCUCUGACUCUGACAUGCUAUGGCUUACUUUCUUGCCCUCUGAUUACCGUUCCAUCUUUUCGAGAUCCAUGACACCCCUCGCCGUUGAUUUAUCCUCACGUAAGAACCUCUUUUACGCCCUCUGCCGCCCCCUUCUCCUAGAUGGAGGCAACACGAGCUUCAAAUUGGAUAAGUUUUCGGGUAAGAAAUCUUAUAUCUUAUCUGCAAGGGAGUUAUCCAUAGAAUGGGGCACCGAUCCAAUGUACUGGAGCUGGAGACCAAUGGCUGAAUCAAGAUUCAAAGAGGUGGCUGAGCUAAGAACAGUGAGUUGGUUAGAGAUUGAAGGCAAAAUCAACACCAAGAAUCUAACACAAAACACGUUAUAUGGUGCAUAUCUAAUCAUGAGGGUCUCACACCGUGGAUAUGGCCUUGAUUCUGUGCCUUGUGAAGUAACAAUUAUAGUUUCAAACAGGGUAAUUAAGAGUGGGAAAGCGUAUCUGUGGCAAAAGGAUGAGAAGAAGGGCAUUAAGGAGAAUUCUCUUGAUGGAAUUCCUGUUCCUUCAAGAAGAGAAGAUGACAAUGGGUGGAUGGAGAUUGAGAUUGGUGAGUUCUUUAGCUGUGAAAGGGAUGAAGAGGUCAAGAUGAGUGUCAUGGACAUUGGUUACCACUUGAAGGGAGGGCUUAUCAUUGAAGGCAUUGAAGUAAGACCAAAAUAAGUUUGUGAAAGGCUUCUAUAUUGUGAUAUCUUUUCUUUUGGGUCACGUUUUAAGAUAUUUACGUGGCGUUUAUUUUAAUAUUCAAAAACUUUUUAUCUAAUUCUUAAAUUAUAUUUUGUAUUUAUUAA